Molecule: messenger RNA, 570 nt
Organism: Didymosphaeria variabile
Lineage: Eukaryota; Fungi; Ascomycota; Dothideomycetes; Pleosporales; Didymosphaeriaceae
Exons: 2
Coding region: 1-570 (189 amino acids)
Source: RefSeq, a predicted model, not a curated record
AUGUAUAACCUCCUUGCUGUUGUUGCUGCGUUGGCUAUCGGAACCACUGCCGCUCCAGCCACCUUCAACCGUCGUCAGGACGCCUGCUUUAUUGUCGGAUCGACCACGCUACCACAAGAGACUGCGGACAUCGCCAACGCCGUCGCCAGCACGGUAACCUGCGGUACCGGCACCACGAUCGGCAACGUGCCUGAUGUAACAACCAACGGCGUCUCUUUCUCGGAUAUCGACUUUUCGAAGUCCUCCUCCACCCCACUACAAUUCGCCCUGGACAAUUUCGCGACUGCAGAUCCGCUUGCGUCAACCGACCUCGCCACCUUUCAGACCAAUUUGGAUUUGUACCAGGCGACCGAAGCUGGUAUUCGAAGUGAAGGGGGUGACCUGGCGAUCAAGGAACCUAAGUUCUUUCUGGCCUUCCAGGUGGCAAGGAUUAAGACUGCGCAAGGUGUUGCCAUCAGCGACCCUGGACAGACUGUCGAACACUUGCUUGGAAAGGUGCAGAAGAACGCUGGAAGCGCGGAUAAAGGAUUGGUAUCUCAAGUGGACGCCUUGGCGACACAGUUGUCGUAG